Molecule: messenger RNA, 1338 nt
Organism: Erythranthe guttata (spotted monkey flower)
Lineage: Eukaryota; Viridiplantae; Streptophyta; Magnoliopsida; Lamiales; Phrymaceae
Source: RefSeq, a predicted model, not a curated record
AUGUCUCAUACUAAGGACGAAGUUGAAUUCACUUUGAAAGUAGUGAUAAACAAACAUGCAACCAAAGUGCUAUUCGCAGAAAUCGACAGCAAUUUCGCAGACGUUUUACUAAGUUUCCUAACGUUGCCAUUGGGGACGAUAAUUAGACUUGUCGAGAAUCAAUACGAAGAAGCCGAUAUCGGAAGCUUAACAAGUUUGUACAACGGCCUAUCAAAUCUCGACAGUCGCCAUUUCUCGACGGAAGGUGUUAAGAUGACGCUUCUCAAUCCAAGAAGCUCAUUUGAAGCUGAAUACCGUAAGCUGAAACUCGAUAUUAACGACACAAAGCCCACCAAAUACUAUGCUUGUCAAGACUUGGACUGUGUCAGCUCUAGAGAGUCAAAUAUAUGCAUGUACUAUGAUACUGCUGUAUGCGAUUGUGGGCAACCAGUUGCAAGAGAAUUCUAUUAUAUGACUACUUUGGACUCGGCCGCCUACGAUGAUGGAGGAGUUUUUACGAGAAAUGGAGCGUAUUUCUUAAUUUCUGAUGAUUUGCAAAUGGUGCCUAGUGUGGAAGGAUCUGUAAUGGAAACUCUGAGCAUUCUUGGAAUUACAGACAUGGAUGGAGCCCAGCUAAGGAAUGUGGCUUUCGGGUUCAAUAAGGUUAUUGAUUUGCUGAAAGGGUCGUUGCUAUCGAGUACUCCAUUGUCUGAUAUCAUACUCGGUGAAAACCGGAAGUACUAUUCCGAAGAAAAACCUCCAGUAGGCCGAGUUUUAUUUCACGGCACAGAGAAAGAAGCAACAACUUCCUCGAACUCUAAGAAGAUGAUCUUGAAAUUGAUGCUGAAGAAAUCCACCAAUGAGUUAUUGUUUGCUCAAUGCGAGGAGGAUUUUAUUGAUUUCCUUUUUAGUUUGCUGACCAUCCCUCUAGGAGGAGUCGAGAAUCUUUUGGGCGGUAACACUUGUCUUAAGAACAUAGACAAUUUGUACACAAGCCUAGAAAAUAUUAACGGGGACAAGUAUCUGAGGAAUCCAGAUACAAAAGAAUGGAUAUCGGAGAGCAUUUGGAAUGAGGUAAGAGAUGGUCUUGUUGUUGAGUUUCCGGAAAGAAUGGGAAGUUAUGUUAGAGAAGGUGGACCGACAAUGUAUAUGGUCAAUGAUGAUUUAACCGUCACUCCUCUGUAUAUGUACUCGACUCUUUCUAUUCUAAAUGAGAUGAAAGUCCCUUUGUCUGAUGCAAGAGAAGUUGAGGUGCAUAUUGGAUUACAAGAGGGUUUAAGCAUACUGAAGGCAUCUCUUACAUCGAAUUCUGCUCUAAUAGAUGGCCUAAAGACAAAUUCAAUGCUAAAAGAAAAUUGA